AUGGCGAUAGUUGCCGGACUGCCGCAGUAUAUGGUGCUCCGAUCAGGGAGUCACGGGACUUACCUGCACUACCUGUGGAACGACGAGUUCGGCGAAGAAUACACUAGUUAUUUCGAGUUCGCCCCCUGGGAGUCGUACGAGGACAAGAUGAGGGCCAAAGACGAGGUGAUCCAGGCCCGAGAGGCCGACAUCGCCAGGCUGGCGGCCCAGGUGGCUGCUAAGGACGGCGAGAUUCGUGCCUUGCAAGACGUGGUUCGUGCUCGGGACGAGGAGAUCGUGAGUCUGGAUGCUCAGGUCGCCGCCAAAGACGAGGAGAUUCGCGAUUUCCAAGACCAGCUGGCCGAGAAGGAGGAAGCGGUCCUAAACCUGCAAGGCCAGGUGGCGGCGUGGGAGUCCUACGAGGAGGAGAGGAAGGCGAAGCUGGAGGCCGAGAUGCUGACACUGCAGUCUGGGGUGGGUCUGGCUUGGGACUCCUUCGACGGGAACGUCACGGCCGGAUAUGGCCCGGAAUCGAUGAUCGGCCUAAAGAUUAAUUAA
Messenger RNA from Linum tenue, 537 nucleotides. NCBI's taxonomy places the organism in Eukaryota, Viridiplantae, Streptophyta, Magnoliopsida, Malpighiales, Linaceae. The record is from the annotation of a GenBank genome assembly.